AUAUAUGUGUAUUUAGACAACGAAAUGUGCUGGCAUACAAAGUUUGACAACAGUAUGGCUUUGAACACGAAACCGUUAACAACGACAGUGCGCCUAAGGAAUUAAAAAAGACAAAAGACCAAAGCCACAUCGACACAUGACACACAUAUGAAAACAGGAAAUACACACACCCAUGUAAAUAUCAAGCAGGCGAAUGAACUAACUCGCGUUUAACAAUAGUAAACAAAACAAAAUCGCAGAGUUCGAGUGAAGGAAAUACAACAUUUUCGCACAUAUGCAAAGUGGCAAGCAUAACACAAAAUAGUAACAUUUACCGUUGCUGUAUGGGUGCCUGUAUGUGUACAUGUGGUUGAAGGCAACGCGUACGACGAGUACAUUGUGCUGAACUCAACGCUACUCCAGUUUUGUGCUGUGCAGUUCACGAUCAGCUCAACUAUGGUAGCAUCGGCCGAUCCACAAAAUAUUCUGAAGAAACUACAAAAGUACAAACAUUUAAAUGGUACGAAUUUGUUGAAACCUCUCCGCAAUAGAACGCCAGUUCCCACAUCGAAAUAUGACAGCAGCAAUCAGAAAGCAACAAUCGGCACGAGUUUACAACUCGUUCGAGAGAACAAUGAUAUCGAGCCCACAGCAAUACCGAAUGCGACCGACUUAGCCGAGCAGCGCGUUAAUAUCACAAAUAAUUUUUUAGAUUUACUGCUAAAUCCCGAAUAUGUUGAGCAAUUCACCGAAAUGAAUAACGAUCUAUUGCACGCCUCAAAUGAGACGGCGACCAAUGACGUGAACAUGUCGGUAUCGCCACUCAAUGCAAACAUCAUCAUGUCACCUGCCGCGCUUACAACUCUUUACACAAAAAACGAAACAGUCUUACAACAAAAUGCACCGCCCAGCAAUCUGGUAAUGGAUACAUUGUUGGGUUCGGUUAUGACGACCGCCACCGCCACGGUGACGGGUUCGCCGAAUGCGUUUAGAACUGAAGACCUGCAGGUCGAUCGUUUGCCAGCAGAUGUGCAGAGUGGUGCAACUUUAACGAGCUUUUAUGCCAAUUUGUUGGCAGAUAUAUCACCAUCCUCCACUUUCACCGCCGCCGUCGAAACAAUGUCGACGCCAACAGUAUUGCUGCCGACUGCUGAUAAUGAUACGGUCUAUUGGGAGCAUGGCGCGACCGACUUCGAUGUGCUCUACCGCCACUCGCUGACAAUGACAAUUGUCUAUUGCUUUGCCUAUAUUAUUGUGUUUCUGGUUGGCUUGGUUGGCAAUAGCUUUGUGAUUGCUGUUGUAUUGCGGGCGCCACGAAUGCGUACGGUCACCAAUUAUUUUAUUGUCAACUUGGCGAUUGCUGAUAUAUUGGUGAUUGUGUUUUGUUUGCCCGCCACGUUGAUGAGCAACAUUUUUGUGCCCUGGAUGCUGGGCUGGCUGAUGUGCAAGACAGUGCCAUACAUACAGGGCGUAUCUGUGGCAGCAUCCGUCUACAGUCUAAUUGCCGUAUCACUGGAUAGAUUCAUUGCAAUCUGGUGGCCACUUAAGCAGAUGACAAAGAGUCGCGCACGCUUCAUGAUAUUAUGCAUCUGGCUGAUUGCCUUGAGUUCGACAAUACCCUGGCUUUUAUACUUUGAUCUCGUGCCGGCCGCUGACUCGUUUCCGGCAGCGCCGAACCUCUACCUCUGUCAGGAGGUGUGGCCACCCGGCUCAAAUGGCAAUUUAUAUUUCCUCCUAGCCCAUUUAGUGGCCUGCUAUCUACUGCCAAUGUCUUUGAUAACACUAUGCUAUGUGUUGAUUUGGAUAAAGGUGUCGACGCGUUCGAUUCCCGGCGACUCAAAGGAUGCACAAAUGGAUCGCAUGCAACAGAAGUCGAAGGUGAAGGUGAUCAAAAUGCUUGUAGCAGUUGUUAUACUGUUCGUAUUGUCUUGGCUGCCACUCUAUGUGAUUUUCGCCCGUAUUAAAUUUGGUGGAGAACUUUCAAACGAAGAAAGCGAAGUACUCUACAAGGUGACACCCUUCGCGCAGUGGCUGGGUUCUUCCAAUUCUUGCAUCAACCCCAUUUUAUAUGCAUUUUUCAACAAAAAAUAUCGACGUGGCUUCGCCGCUAUUAUACAAUCCCGGUCAUGCUGUGCCCGCAUAAGAUAUUAUGACAACGUCGCCAUUGCCUCGUCCACCACCAGCACACGCAAGUCCUCGCAUUAUCACCAAAAUAGCUCACGAAAGAGUCCCAGCAGCCCUGGCUUGCGUAAAACGAACGCUGUCUCCUAUAUUUAUGAGCAUCAAUCGUUGCGUCGUCAUCAUCACAACGCCAUGUUGAAGCAGGAUAGCAAUCUGUCACAGCAAAUGUUACUGAAGCAAGACUCACAUGGCUCGAGACAGUUUUUGAUCAAGCAAGAGAGCGCCUCUAGCGAUGGAUCACGUCGCAUGCUCUGCCAGCAGGAUAGUAAUGGUUCGAAAGUGUCACUAACCAAACAGGAUUCGAUUAUUUCAUAUAUGGAUGCUAGACGCAAUGGUUUGGAUAAAUGCCAGGACUCCUGCUCUACGCAAGACAACAUGUCAAUUGAUUCACGGCGUGGAACAAGCUUUAAGUUGGAUACACCACACAAUUAUGGUUCGCCCAGCACCAGCGCCGCCAUGUUGGAAUAUAAAAGGCAAAAGUUUGUCAAACAAGACUCAGUGAUCUCAUUUGUGGAUCAAAGGCCUGAACCCAGACGCCAUCAGCUGGUAAAGCAGGAUUCUGUUAUUUCUUUCGCCGAUCAACGCCGCGGUGUUCUCAACAAACAGGACUCCAUAAUUGCGUGUCACACUCGCACGGGUGACGGCACUGGACAUCAUGUCUCGAUCUUAAAGAAAACCGAGGCAUCACUCGGCGGUGCGCUCGCAUCGCCUCGACGGAAUAUAGAAAUUUUUGAGUAAUUCUUUUGGAGAAAUUACAACAAAAAUCUAAAUAAAUAAAUACUAUAAAUUGCAUUGCAAAGGAAAAUUAGUCAACAACAAUAACAACAAAUCUAGUAUAAUAGCAGAUAAUUGAAAGAUUAACAACGUAGCCAUUUCAUAAAUGAUUAUUCAUAUUAACAUUGCUAUAUAUUAUAUUAUGUGGAAAAUAAUAAUAACAACACCAACAAAACACUACGAUUUAUACUAAAAAUUUCAUAAAGCCACAUACUUACAAACAAAAAGAAAAAACAAAACAAAAACAAAGCGCGACACACACACACACACAUAAAAGUGUACUAUUGAGCGUUGUAACUUACAUACAUAUCCUAAACGUAGUGUGUUAGUGUAACGGGAAGCAAAUGCAUACAAAGUGAAAAGCAAAUAGUAAUCGGGACGCACAUUUCUUAUAUGUAUGUAUAUGUACUAUCUAUGUUACGAUUGUAUGUAUUAUACUCGUAGGUGUUUAAGUCAGUGUUAAGAGCAGGUGAAUACAAAAAUACACACAGACAUGUUUACAGAUGUAUUGGUGUAUUGAAUGUUUGUAUGUCAGUGCGCAAGUGCUAUAGUUAAGUCUAGCUUAGUUAGAGGUGCGUAUAAUCUUAAGUACAGUUUUUAAUUGUGGGCGGGCAACAAUGAUGAUUAUGAUAAUGAUGAUGACGUUGAAGAAAACGGCGAUGAUUAUGAUUAAUAUAAUGAUAAUUAUGGUAAAGAUUAUGAACUUAAUGAUCAUCAUAAUGAUGAUUAAGAUUGUGACGAAUAAAAUGAUGAAGAUCGAUAAUGAUUGUGACGAAUAUAAUGAUGAAAAUUGAUGAUGAUAAUGAUGACGAGGAUAAUGAUGAUGAUGAUUUUAGUGAUUAUAAUGACGAUUAUAAUAUUGGUGAUGAUGAUUUUGAUGAUAAUGAUUAUAAGUAAUGUUGGGUGAUAUGCAUUUUGUACGAGUUUCAUAUGAUAGUUUCGGAUAUACAAACACACACACACAGUUUUAAUGAUUGUUAUACUGUAUACAUAAAUACAUGCAGACUUACGGCAAUGAAAUGUUUGAUAAUGAAAUAUGCGAUUUGAAAUUUGUAUUUUUAUGAGUAUUGAACGGUUUUCGGAAUACAACAACAGAAAUAAAAGCAAAUAUGUGAGAAAGGAAAAAAGAAUACAUACAUACGCACGCAGCCAUACAUAUAUGGUAUAUAUAUGUAUAUACGUACAUACAAACAUACUAAGUACUUGCAAAGCAGAGCAGAAGUAUCUCAACUGUCCAAUAUAUGUAUGUACUAUAUGUACAAUUUAAAACACACCGAGUUCUAAAUGCAAUGUACCUACUAACAGCAACAUUUAUGAUUAAGAACAACAUUCUUACGAUUUAUAUAUUUAUAUUGAACGUUGAUUUUGUAAAGAGCAAUAAUUUUAGCCAACAAUUUCAUACAUACUUACUUACAAACAAGCAUCAAAUAUUUACAUAAAUGCUAGCAUACAUACAUACACACAUACAUAUGUGUGUAAGUAUGUAUGUAAAUAAGUUGUUCUGCUUAUUAUUUUUUGACAUUUCGGCAUUUUAGAAAAAUUAUUGAUCACAAUAAUGAAAAAAAUAUAUAUGUAUAUAUACAAUAUUGUUAAAUUAACAUAAAAUAUGUAUUUAUUAUAUUAACUAUCAAUAUAGUUACAUGCGUAUAAUGUUAAAAUUAGACACACUUGACCGUCUCGCUGGCAGUGUGACUUAUAUAGACUCCAGCAAACACAAGUAAGGCGCCUAGAAUUGUUUUGUUAACAACUUUUAGUACAUAUGUACAUAAAUAUUAUAUAGUUACAUAUAUACACGUAUGUGUAUAUACUUAUAUAUUAUAUGAGUGGAUUAAAUUCACAGCAUCAUGCACAGUUAUAGAUAAAUAAUUUUAGGAAAUUGUUUGGAUUCGCUUUAAGGCGUUAUAUCCACUUGUAAGUUUUUUCAUUUUUCUUUUGAAGAGGCAUUUUAUUUAAAAAAUUAAUAAAAGUAGUGUACAUUUACAGAAUUUAAUAAUUUUGGAUUCCCUUGAUCACGUAGCCGAUCCCCAGUCGGGCCUCUAGUUCUUUUAAAAAAAUUUCUUACAAAUACGCUCAUACAUCUCCGAAACUAUUUACAGGAUCGACUUCAAAUGUUCGGAGAAUAUUGUCAAAUAUACAUACAUAUGUACUUUCAAUAUACGUAUAUGGAUUUUUUUUUUUAAAUUAACAAGUGGAUAUAACCUAUUUAAUCUCAGUUUACACUCAACGAACAAUACAACAAAAAGUUCAAAGCAAAAACCAAAUAAGCAACAAAAGAAAUUGAGGUUAUAUAAAUAUUUUGUUAUUCAAUCACGUUAUUAAUGCGCUAAUCAAAUUAGUUCACAUGCUUGUAAAUUUUAUAGAUUAUAUUAUUUAUAUUUAAUAUAAAUAAUAAUGUAUUGUAAUAAUAGUUAUCAGCCAAAAUUAUCUAUUUUCGAUUUGAAUCGCAUUUAGGGAAAGCCAGGAUAGCGCGCUAUGUCGCAUAAAUAAAUUAUAUAAUUGAAUACACAUACAUAUAUGUAUAUACAUGUUAAUGCACCCUGUAGGAAAAAUGGCUUUAAGUGUAUUUUAAAAGUUUACAGAUUCAUCAUACUAUAAAAGAUUGAUUGAGUAAAAUAUCUUUAUUAAAAGCAAUGAUACAUUAAAGUAUGAUAUUCGUAGAAUGUUCUACGAAGUUUUCAUUUCGAAAAAAUAUUAUACGGGAACGGAGUAAAAUAUUUUAUGAAAUUAUAUAUUUUCCAUGAACCAAGAGAUUGAAUCCGCGCUCAUAAAAUGUUUGACCUUUGCAGGCAAAAAAAACUGGUUCAAGUGGUUUUUGAGGCACUGAUUUGAGGUGAAGGUUUUCCCGGGCAAACAAUUUUUCGGAGAUCAAAAUAAGUAAAGGACCGAGCUAGUAAAGCUACGAGAUUAUGGUGGGCACAUUCCAUUCAAGCCGCAAGGCAUCCCAUUCAAGCUGUUAGGCAAGUCAUCUAACUUGUACAUUGUUUCGUAUUAUCCUUAUGGAACACCACACCUUUUCUAUUGAUCCAUUCUGGUCUACUCUGUCAGAGUGUAUCACUCAAUUUAUCCAGCUUAUCGCAUUGUACUUCAGAAUUAUUCGUAGUAUUAUCGGGAAUAAGCUUAAAAUAAAGCAUCUUCUUGAAGUAGCACCAAAUAGACAACAUAACCUUUUCUUGGUGACUAUCGCCCUUCGAAGUGGUUUAAUGGUUUGAGUGGUUAGACCAUGAUCUUUUGCACUUUUCAUUCUUAUAAAUAACCCACUUUUCGUCGCCAGUAAGCAAAUCUCAGUCGUUAAAGUGUCGCAAUAAAUCUCGCUCCAUAAGAACAUGAGGAACCACAUGUCAAGCUUCGAAAUUAAUUCUAGUCGUUUUUCUGAAGUUGUUAUUCGACAAUUUGCAUCUAUCAACGACUAUACUUAUAUUAUUCACAUCGCCUUCAAGCGUCCUUCCAAGAUAUGGUGCAUCGUCAAGAUUGAAAUUGCCGGAAUUCGUCGUGAUUGGACUGGAUUUUUUACCUGUUUGAUAGUAAAACAGUAAAAUUCGCAAAUGCUGUUUUUAAUCUUCCUUUAACAUAACUUACUUCAUCAGCUGUUGUCAUUAAACGAAAUUACUUAAUGAUCAAAUCUUGAAAAUGAUCGGCCUUGUAGUUUUGAAGUUAUGAGGAACACCAACUUUGAAAACGUGAGUUGUGCAGCAGGAAAACGCUUUAAAGUGAAAAUCUGGUGGAAACCAUUCAUAAGAACAGUAAACAAAAUAUUUUUACUUCGUCAUUUUUGUCCCAACGACUUGAAAUUUUGACACAAUAUUCUUGAAAUUAUUCAUUCAAUUAAGGAGAGGUAAUCAGAAAAAUAGAUAAAGCUUCAGUAUCAGAUAGAAGAAACAGAAUCACAAAUAUGAUCUUAAGUGUAGAAGAAUAAUGGAACAAAGAGCAAAACCAAAUGAAGCAUGACAUGGAUAUAUUGAAAAAAAAAGUGAUUAACUCGCACUUCUUCCAUUUUAGAAAAUAAAAAAUGGUAAAAUCUUUGCAACAAUAACAACAAAGAUAUGUGAGACUAUUGGCAUAAACUUGCUAUGGAGAAAUUAAGCAGUGAUGGUCUAUAAUAUUUAAGAGAUAAUUUACUAUUUAAUGCAACCCAACCUGAUUUACGAUAUUCUAAUUUUGCCUGCAGGGUGCAAAAGCAUCUAUAUGAGUACAAUAACCUAUGUGUAAAAAUAACGCUUGAAAAAAGAAAAUUAACUAUUAUAUAUGCUUAACAAAUAAAUAGUGAAGCUUGGAUAAAUUUGGUCACACAUUUGGAUAAAAUAUCAUGGAAAAAACUAUAUUUUUGAAAUGUCAUGAUUUAUCCUACUUUUCCAACAAGUUUGCUAUAUAAAACGGUUAAACUUUGAUACCAUUGCCUAACGUAUCGGAAGGUUUGAACUACAAAUUCAAUUUAUUACUACUACAGAAUGAGCGCAUCCGUUACUUUACUAUGUUUAUUAUGUAGCUGAUGCUAAAAGCUCGAUAAGUCAUUAAUUAGGGCUCCUGCUCCGAAGAUAUACCAUGUUUUGUGAGCUUAAGUUUGCUUGUGCGCAUAUCGACAUACAUACAUACAUACCAUAUACCAUAAGUAUAUACAAUAUACAUAUAUGUAUGUAAACAUUCCCCAAAUGAGUGAUCUAAUUUACUCAAGCGCACUCUUCUAUUAUUAUAAGCUAUUUAGAUACAUAUGUAUGAUUAUCAAAUGCAGCAAACGCAAUCGUCGUUGUCAUUUGGCACAAAAUAAAAUAGAAUAAUCGACAAAAUGGUUCAAAGAUUUAUAAAAGUUACUUAACUACCUUUUUAUAAACACUUACAGAUACGGAAUAUGUAUAACUGCAUUCAUGGAACAAGGAGCGAAGUAAAUACUAAAAGAAUACAAAUACUUGAAAUAAAUACCAAAGAUUUAUUAGAGCAUAGAUAGUAAGUACAUAGAGACAUUAACUAAUAGAGGUAAUCGAAAAAAAUACACACACACAAAAAAGUCAGAGAAUAACAUCAGAAGAAAUACUCCAAAUAUACUAAAGACAACAAACACUUCAUAUACACAUUUAUAUAGGUAAAUAGCAAAGUACAUACAUACAUACAUACAUACAUACGUAUGAAUGUGAAAAGAAUUUGUACUUAGCCGCUUUUGUAUGUUCAUAUUCAAUACUAAAAGUAUUAACUAUUAACUGUCAAAAAAUAUACUAAAUACAUAGAUUAUAUACAUAUACAAACAAAAGAAAUUAAAUUAAUUGAACUAGGAACAGUCACAGAAUUAAAUAAAAAUA
This is a messenger RNA of Bactrocera dorsalis (oriental fruit fly), 8222 nucleotides long. It is a transcript of the gene SIFaR, whose product is annotated as neuropeptide SIFamide receptor. NCBI's taxonomy places the organism in Eukaryota, Metazoa, Arthropoda, Insecta, Diptera, Tephritidae. Gene Ontology annotation, cellular component: membrane. The transcript has 7 exons. The coding region runs from base 436 to 2898 and encodes 820 amino acids. Gene Ontology annotation, biological process: G protein-coupled receptor signaling pathway. Gene Ontology annotation, molecular function: neuropeptide Y receptor activity; peptide binding. The record is from RefSeq and is a predicted model, not a curated record.